AUGCUGCCUUCACCAAGUCUCAAGAAGGCCCUCAACAAGAUGGAGAUCGACCAGGAGCGCAAAGCCAUUCUUAAGGCCCUGCCGGACCCUCUGACAGACAAAGAAAUAUGCACGGCGGAGAAAAACUUUUGCAAGGCUGUGUUGGGCAUUCAAAAGGCCGGGGCUUCUCUUGUGCAGCAGAGGAGAAUGAGAGCCAUUUUCGAGCGCAAGAGGAAGGUCACAAAGGCAGAGGAAGCUUUGGCCAAGAGAGAGGAAGAGGUGAAGGCUAGAGAGUCAAAGGCAGAUGCCCAACAUGCGGCCUUCACCAAAUCUCGCCUCGAAGCCAUUGCUGGCGCCGAUACGCCUUCGGCGGUUGCCGCCGCCAUGAGCGGCAUGCAAGUCUGA
Molecule: messenger RNA, 384 nt
Organism: Ceraceosorus bombacis
Lineage: Eukaryota; Fungi; Basidiomycota; Exobasidiomycetes; Ceraceosorales; Ceraceosoraceae
Source: the annotation of a GenBank genome assembly